Messenger RNA from Macroventuria anomochaeta, 1489 nucleotides. RefSeq lists its product as uncharacterized. Gene Ontology annotation, biological process: L-homoserine biosynthetic process; aspartate family amino acid biosynthetic process. The record is from RefSeq and is a predicted model, not a curated record. The coding region runs from base 1 to 1116 and encodes 371 amino acids. Gene Ontology annotation, molecular function: aspartate kinase activity; homoserine dehydrogenase activity; NADP binding. The transcript is spliced from 2 exons. NCBI's taxonomy places the organism in Eukaryota, Fungi, Ascomycota, Dothideomycetes, Pleosporales, Didymellaceae.
AUGUCUCCUCCCCGCCAAGUCUUCAUUGCUGUCAUCGGCGCCGGCGGCGUAGGCAAAGCCUUCCUGAACCAACUCACCGGCCUAGCCCAGCGCCUCUCCCAAUCGCCCUCCUCGCCCUACUACCUCUCCCUAAUCUGGCUCUCCACAUCAAAGAAAGCCCUCUACCACUCCGACUACAAGUCCCUCUCGAACUGGGAGUCCGAGCUGCAGGACAACUCCAAGCCCACCCUCCCGCUCCCUGAACUACAAGACUACCUCGUCAAAGCACCUGGCAAGGUCGUCCUGGUCGAUAACACGAGCAACCAGGACGUCGCCAACGUCUACCCUGGCUUCCUGAAGAAGGGCAUCAGCAUCGUGACACCUAACAAGAAAGCCUUCAGCGGCAACUUGCAGCUCUUCAAGGACAUCUUCGCCGCGGCGUCAAACGGGUCUGGCGCGGGCGGCUACGUCUUCCACGAGUCCUCCGUUGGCGCAGGUCUGCCCGUGAUCUCCACGCUCAAAGACCUCGUCGAGACUGGCGACGAAGUGACCAAGAUCGAAGGCGUAUUCAGCGGCACCAUGAGUUUCCUGUUCAACAGCUUCCAACCCACAUCCGGCGGCGGAGGGAAAUUCAGCGCCGAGGUGACCAGCGCGAAAGAGAAGGGGUACACAGAGCCCGACGCUCGCGAUGACCUCAACGGGUUGGAUGUAGCGCGCAAGCUCACCAUUUUGGCGCGUCUGGCGGGCCUGAACGUCGAGUCACCGACCUCCUUCCCCGUGCAGUCUCUGAUUCCUAAGGAGUUGGAGAGCUGCCAGUCCGGCGACGAGUUCCUCGAGAAGCUGCCACAGUACGAUUCGCAGAUGGACGACCUGAAGCAGGAAGCCGAGAAAGAGGGCAAGGUCGUGCGCUUUGUGGGAAGUGUUGAUGUGCCGAAGAAUGCUGUUAAGGUUGGGCUGGAGAAGUUUGACAAGAGCCACCCUAUUGCUGCGUUGAAAGGGAGCGAUAACAUUAUUGCAUUCUACACCAAGCGUUACGGCGAUAACCCAUUGAUUAUUCAGGGUGCUGGUGCUGGAGGCGAGGUCACGGCCAUGGGUGUCACAGCGGAUCUCGUCAAGGUUUUGCGGUUGCUGCAUUAGGACGAUGCGGGUGUUGCUGCCAGGGCGGCAGGCUUGUAAGGCAUGAAGCAAAAAGUUCUGUGUCAAGCGGAGACGUGCAUCUGAUCUGUGUGUGAGGAUUGGAUUCAUGAGUGAUGCUGAGAAGGGUCGCGGUAUUCAAGCCGUCUGAAAUGCUGAUUGGCAAGAAGAGGAGGAACACUGAGUACGCUUGUCCAGAGGGCCGGAGAAGACAUGUUGGUGGUUAGUUAUAUGUGAGGCUAAGUUCAAGCUCGGUAUACCAUCUACACCAGCUGUGUAUGUCGGGUAACUCUGUAAUGCGAGUGCAGACACUGUUGACAUUGUGAUAUACAGAUCAGGACAGACAGCCUUCAUCGAUUGUUGAGGCACGAAACGA